AUGUUUAUAUUUAGAGACGAAAGUUCCGUAGAAGAUGGGAAACAAUUACUUUUGAGAGAGGUUGACCCAAUUCGCGAUUUAGAAAUAAUAAGUUCAGAACUUCGACUAAAAGAUUUGGCAUAUUUACAGCCAGCAUUAGAUAAAGUAGAGAAAUUAGCAAUUCGAGCAGGAGACAAAACAAAAAAAUUAGAAUAUGAUACUUUAAUUAAAGUAAAAGAAUUAUUGGCAACAAAAUUUGUUCGACAACACGAAUGGAACGAAAAAGAAAUUGAAAUUUUAAAUAAACAUUUAUUUUUAACUGCAAAACCAAUUGUCUAUUUGGUUAAUUUAUCUGAAACAGAUUAUAUUAAAAAGAAAAAUAAAUGGCUUCCAAAAAUUAAAUCUUGGAUUGAUUCUAAUGAUCCUGGAGGGGUAUUAAUUCCAUUUUCUGGUGCCUUUGAACUCAAAGCUAUUGAAAUGGACCCUGCAGCAAGAACAGAAUAUUUUAGUCAAACUGGUGUUAGUAGUGCUUUAGAUAAAAUAAUUAAAACUGGUUAUAAAGCUUUGUGUUUGGAAUAUUUCUUUACUGCUGGGAAGGAUGAAGUUCGUGCUUGGACAAUCCAAAAAGGAACAAAAGCGCCUCAAGCUGCUGGAAGAAUUCAUACGGAUUUUGAGAAAGGUUUUAUUAUGGCAGAAGUAAUGAAGAUUGCAGAUUUGAUGGAAUUAUUAAAUGAAAAUGCAGUUAAAGGAGCUGGUAAAUAUAGACAACAAGGAAGGAAUUAUGUAGUUGAAGAUGGGGAUGUUAUAUUUUUUAAAUUUAAUGCUGGUGCUGGUUUGACUGCUGCAAAGAAAAAAUAA
Meloidogyne enterolobii is the source of this 837-nucleotide messenger RNA. The record is from the annotation of a GenBank genome assembly. NCBI's taxonomy places the organism in Eukaryota, Metazoa, Nematoda, Chromadorea, Rhabditida, Meloidogynidae.